Messenger RNA from Linum tenue, 598 nucleotides. The record is from the annotation of a GenBank genome assembly. Lineage: Eukaryota; Viridiplantae; Streptophyta; Magnoliopsida; Malpighiales; Linaceae.
AAGGCACCUGAACCUGAAAGGACUACCCACAGGCUGCUUCAGGUACUCGGAGGAAAGGCUAAAAGAAAGAAGUUGCUUUCGCCGAAGGGGAUGGAUGUCAGGCCAAUGAUGGAAGUGGUUAAAGGUUCAGCUUUUGACAUAUUGCAGGCAGCUGGGGGCUGUCCUGCAUCUCUAAGGCCUGGGCGCUGGUUAGAUUUGUUCAGUGGUACUGGAUCAGUUGGUAUUGAAGCUAUCAGUAGAGGAUGUGUUCAGGCUCAUUUUGUUGAGAUGGAUCCCUGGGUUAUUUCAAAUGUUCUACAACCAAAUUUGGAGUGGACUGGAUUCCUAGACUUGUCAGUUGUACAUGCUGUUCCUGUUGAAAACUUUCUAAAGCAGGCACAGCAUUUUGUAGGUGAGGACAGGACAUUUGAUUACAUCAGUGUGACACCUCCAUAUAUGCUAGUUGACUAUGGCAUAUUGAUGGAUCUCAUUUCAAAAUCAGGCAUAAUUGGAGAAAAUACAUUUAUCGUGGUGGAAUAUCCUCUAAGGACAAACAUGCUAGAUUCAUGUGGAUGCCUCAUGAAGGUACUCGCCUGUGCCUGAUAUAUAUCAUCGUAAG